Molecule: messenger RNA, 2213 nt
Organism: Zea mays
Lineage: Eukaryota; Viridiplantae; Streptophyta; Magnoliopsida; Poales; Poaceae
Product: glucan endo-1,3-beta-glucosidase 7
Exons: 5
Coding region: 66-2015 (649 amino acids)
Biological process (GO): carbohydrate metabolic process
Molecular function (GO): hydrolase activity, hydrolyzing O-glycosyl compounds
Source: RefSeq, a predicted model, not a curated record
CAGCACAGCACCAGCAGCACUCACCUUGCUCUGCCCUCUGCGCCCCUUAGCUGCUGCAGGAGAGCAUGGCGCUCGCUCGCCUCCUCGGGACAGCAUUUCUGCUGCUCCUGUUUUCUCAUGCAGAGGCCGCUGGCGAGGUAGGCGUGAACUAUGGGACGGUGGCGAACGACCUGCCGAACCCGGCGUCGGUGGUGCAGCUGCUGAAGCAGAACGGCAUCACCAUGGUGAAGAUAUACGACGCCAACGCAAACGCGCUGACGUCGCUGGCGAACACGGGCAUCAAGGCGAUGGUGAUGAUGCCCAACGCGAACCUGGCCCGCGCGGCCUCGGACCCAACCUACGCGGCGCAGUGGGUGCAGGACAACGUGAUGCCCUACUACCCGGCCACGCAGAUCAACGCCGUCGCCGUGGGGAACGAGGUGUUCGACGACCCCAGCGUCGACAAGAUGGACCUCGUCCCGGCCAUGACCAACGUGCAGGCGGGGCUGGCGGGGCUGGGCGUCGCCGGCGACAUCAAGGUGUCCUCGCCGAUCAAGUUCGACGCGCUCCAGGUGUCGUGGCCGCCGUCCUCGGGCAGGUUCCGCGACGACAUCGCGCAGCCGGUGAUGAAGCCCAUGCUGGACCUCCUGCAGAGGACCGGCUCCUACCUCACCAUCAACGCGUACCCGUUCUUCUCCUACUACAGCGAUCCUCGCAGCAUCUCCCUUGACUACGCCCUGGGGAACUCCAACCCUGGCGUCUCCGACGACAAAGCCAACCUCAGGUACGACAACCUCCUGGACGCCCAGGUCGACGCCACGCACUACGCGAUGGAGGCUCUGGGGGUGAGCACCGUGGACGCGUAUGUUGGGGAGAGCGGGUGGCCGACCAAAGGAGUUGUUGGAGGGAAGAUACCGCCGGCCGCAAGGCGAUUGUUGGGCGCCGCCGAAGGCUCGGCGAGGCGGCUUCUGGACACGGGUGACGACGCCGGCUCGCCGGCCUCCAUUCCCAACGCUCGAGCAUACAACAACAACCUCAUCAACCGCAUGCUGUCCGGCCGGACGGGCACCCCGCACCGCCCUAAUGCCAACAUGGACGUGUACAUCUUCGCCCUCUUCAACGAGAACGACAAGGGCAGCAACGGUGCGGACGACGUCGAGCAGAACUUCGGCCUCUUCUACCCGAACGAGACGAAGGUGUACGAGUUCAGCUUUCAGGGCGGCGGCGGCCCGCCAGGCCCGUCCAGUGACAGCUGGUGCGUGGGGAACGCGGCGGCCGGGGGCAAGGCGCUGCAGGACGCGCUGGACUACGCGUGCGGCCACGGCGCCGACUGCAGCGCCAUCCAGCCCACCGGGUCGUGCUACGAACCCAACACCGUCCUCGCGCACGCCUCCUACGCGUUCAACAGCUACUACAAGAAAAACAACCGGGCCGCCGGGACGUGCGACUUCAACGGCGCCGCCUCCGUCGUCUACCAGGCACCUGCAGACACCUGCAGCAGCGCACAGCCCACCUGGUGCGUGGCCAAGCCGGGGGUCGGCGACGCGCAGCUGCAGCCGGCCCUGGACUACGCGUGCGGCCACGGCGCGGACUGCAGCGCCAUCCAGUCCGGCGGCGGGUGCUUCCAGCCGAACACCGUCGCCGCGCACGCGUCAUACGCGUUCAAUGACUACUACCAGCGCAACGGCCGGGCCGACGGGACGUGCGACUUCUCCGGCGCCGCCGCCGUCGUCAACCAGGAUCCCGGCCUCUGCGCCGCGACGGCGAGCUGGUGCGUGGCGAAACAAGGGGUCGGGGACGACCAGCUGAAGCAGGCGCUGGACUACGCCUGCGGCCACGGCGCGGACUGCAGCGCCAUCCAGCAAGGAGGGGCGUGCUUCCAGCCGGACAACAUGCCGUCCCACGCCUCCUACGCGUUCAACAGCUACUACCAGCGCAACGGCCGGGCUAGCGUGGCGUGCGACUUCUCCGGCGCCGGCGUCGUUGUUUACCAGCAACCCACGGUCGGAAACUGUGUGCUGCCAUCGAACGGCUGAUCAACCGGACAAACAAAGCUACAACAGUGACGUCUUGAGGCGAUGGAUGAUGCAUGCUACGUGCUAACAUCUCGAUCACGAUCAGUAUACAGGAUAUCUUAUUGGGGUGGGCAUAAAAUGUACAGCAUUCUGUACGGCAAAACUCUAAUAAAAUCCGGCACCUGCAAAGAAAAAAAACCGCGGGUGCUUCUUACUUCC